AUGUGUCGUCGUAUAUCCGAUCUAAUGCCUGUUAUCAUUCGAGCAUCUCAAACAACUGUAUCAAUAUGUCAGAAAGUAUUUGCCGAUCAUCGUUGGAAUUGUUCAUCAAUACUUCGAGCACCACAAUACAAAUCUGAUCUUACCAAAGUUAAAAAGUUUUCACUCGUGUUCAUAAAUGCUAAAUUCAUAACUAUGCAUGCAAAGUUGCAGUCUAAUCAUCGUACCAAAGAACAAGCAUUCGUUUAUGCUCUCUCAUCUGCAGCACUCACACAUCAUGUCGCCAAAGCCUGUGUUUCUGGUGAUUUACCUUAUUGUCCCUGUGGUUUGAAUUCACCAACUGCAUCUGCUGAUGCCUCAUAUAAGUGGAAAGGAUGUAGUGAUAAUGUACUGUACGGACAAAAAGUAAGUCGUGAAUGGGCUGAUGCUUCGUGGCGCAAAAAAUGGCGCCCAGGUAACAAUGGAACCGCGUCGAGCAAGCGUCGUUAUCGAGAAUUACUCGAUGACUGGGCCUAUAUCAAUACAGAAUUCUCGGAGCAUAAAUCAAUCAUUGAUCUUCCACCACGUGCACGAAUGAAUGAACAUAAUAAUGAAGUUGGACGACAGGUAACACAAGAAAGUUUGUACCGAAAAUGCAAAUGUCAUGGUGUAUCGAGUAGUUGUAAUGUAAGGACAUGCUGGAAUACCUUACCGGAUGUUCAUGAUAUAGCAUUGAAAUUACGGGAACGUUAUAGUGAAGCAUUACUGUUAUCAGAAUUAUUAUCACAAUCUGGAUAUGCUGAUAAGACAAUGCAUGGUGAAUUAUCACGACAACAUUUGGUUUAUCUUCGGAAUUCACCCGAUUAUUGUGUAGAAGACAGUAGGACAGGUUCAUAUGGUACAAUGAUGAGAGAAUGUAAUCUGACGUCGUCGGAUACAAACAGUUGCAGUAGUUUGUGUUGUGGACGUGGGUACUACACUAAACAGACACUCGUUGAAGAACAGUGCCAAUGUAAGUAUGUCCAUUGCUGUUAUGUGAAAUGUAAAACAUGCAGAUAUCUAGUUGAUAAGCACUAUUGUAAAUAA
Loa loa (African eye worm) is the source of this 1062-nucleotide messenger RNA. RefSeq lists its product as hypothetical. The record is from RefSeq and is a predicted model, not a curated record. Gene Ontology annotation, biological process: multicellular organism development; neuron differentiation; canonical Wnt signaling pathway. The transcript is spliced from 9 exons. NCBI's taxonomy places the organism in Eukaryota, Metazoa, Nematoda, Chromadorea, Rhabditida, Onchocercidae. The coding region runs from base 1 to 1062 and encodes 353 amino acids. Gene Ontology annotation, molecular function: frizzled binding; cytokine activity. Gene Ontology annotation, cellular component: extracellular region.